This is a messenger RNA of Porites lobata, 1812 nucleotides long. The record is from the annotation of a GenBank genome assembly. NCBI's taxonomy places the organism in Eukaryota, Metazoa, Cnidaria, Anthozoa, Scleractinia, Poritidae.
GGAGAACAGGGAAAACAAGGAACCAACAAGUCAUUCCCAGGCCCUCCUGGUCCUAAAGGAGACCAGGGAGCAGUUGGAAAGACUGGAGCCCAGGGACCACAGGGUGCAAAAGGAGAAAAGGGACAGGAUGGAGCUGGGACAACAGGAGUGAAGUACGUUCGCUGGGGAAGGACCACAUGUCCUAGUGGUGCGCAGAUAGUUUAUAAAGGUAAGCGAAAAGGAGCUGACAUGAUAGUUACUAUUACUCCUAUGGUCCUAAAGACAGAAAGAGUGAUAACCUGUGCGAAAAGAAGCUUACAUGAUAGUUACUAUUAUGCCAUGAUUCUAAAUACAGAAAGAGUGAUAAGCUUAGGAUUUUUAUGCCACUUAUUCUGAGUCAUUUUUAAAAGUGGCAACUAUGAAAUUUCUCUAAGCUUGUUACUUUUACUGGUCAAUGACCCGGGCAUCUCUUCAAGUUAUCUUUUUGUUGCAUCUUUCCAGCAGUGUAACUGGUUCGUGCAUAAGACAGAGUGAAAUCUGGGUAUGAGAAAACGCCCCUUGUUUUUCCCAACAAUGCGCGCUCUCACGGCAUUGUUUACGUCGAGGUCACAUGAAACUGUAUCCCGCAUAAAGUUUUUUUUACAGUCUAUGUCGUCGAUCGGAUCCUUGAACAUUGAAUAAUCACCCAUGAAGCAUAAAUGAUUACCGCUUGCUGAAAUGUAUUUUCAUAAAUUUGUAGUCAAAUACGCUUUUCUUUUCAGUGAUCAAAAGAAAUAGGCAGACAAUGAGUAGAGUAUUGUAUUAAAUUUUUGCCUAAAAAUGUUACAGCCGUUUGUUGUUUGUGGUCUUAGUGUUUAAGCAAUCUGAUUAGUUUCUUAUCUUUGACAAUCCAGCAAUUUUCACCUCCUAGCGAUAAUUGCGUGAACUAGGUGUUUUUCCAAUUUUCUGUGUAAGAACUAAUCAACAGAAUCCUAGGGUUGAUGUUUUUGAAAGUAAGAAAGGAUUUCAAAUUGUUUUAAUUGCGUUUUCCGAUUUACUUUGGCAUAAUGUUUUUCGCUUGCAAUAACAGCUCACUAGAGUAAAUGAGGCCAUUUUGUUAACUCAGCAUUUCCUAACAAGAGGAAUUCAGUUGCCUAGAAAUCAAAGUUAAUUUUUGACAAAAGAAAAUGAAAGCAAAUGCUUGCGAAAAUUCUUCAUUUCAAAUAACCAGGACAGAGAAAAGACGCCUUGCCUAGGCCUCCCUCAACCGCUAGCCGCCAUUUAAUGCACUUGCGAAGAGCGGAAAGGAAAGUUUGGCUAGUUGACAGAAUUUCCAAGAAUAAUUGUUAAUAAAUUUUUUUCCUUGUAUCAGGUAUAAUGGGUGGAGAACUUUACAAUCACCAUGGUGGUGGAGCGAACUACCUCUGCCUUCCACACAAUCCAAAGUAUGACAAGUACAAAGAUGGCCAUCAGAUGGCUGGAUACGUGUACGGCACUGAAUAUGAAGUGCAUCAGUACAGCGGUAACCCUUUUAAGAGAAAUCUCCACGAUCAUGAAGCAACAUGUGUUGUCUGCUUCGUCAAGUCACGUGGCUCGAUGCUGAUGAUGCCUGCCAGGAAUGAUUGUCCAUCUGGAUGGACCGAGGAGUAUCAUGGGUACCUGAUGACAGAAAAUCAUGGACACAAGCAUUCAAGUGAUUUCAUCUGUGUUGACGAGGAUCCGGAGUAUGUUCCUGGUAGCAAUGCCAACAAGGAUGGUGCUUUGCUGUACCCUGUGGAAGGUGUUUGUGGCUCACUCCCAUGUCUUCCUUAUGUCAGCGGUCGAGAGUUGACAUGCGCUGUGUGCACCAAGUGA